Pediculus humanus corporis (human body louse) is the source of this 1590-nucleotide messenger RNA. Its product is annotated as cytochrome P450, putative. The record is from RefSeq and is a predicted model, not a curated record. Gene Ontology annotation, molecular function: oxidoreductase activity, acting on paired donors, with incorporation or reduction of molecular oxygen; monooxygenase activity; iron ion binding. Lineage: Eukaryota; Metazoa; Arthropoda; Insecta; Psocodea; Pediculidae. The transcript is spliced from 8 exons. Bases 1 to 1590 code for a protein of 529 amino acids.
AUGGAUUGGAUACAAGUUUUAAUGUUGGCAACAACAUUUAUUUAUUUAUUAUAUAAGUUAACAACGAAAAAUUAUAAUUAUUGGUUAAAAAAAGGACUCAAACAAACGAAUCCAUAUCCGAUUGUUGGUGAUAACGGACCGAUGAUAUUUAAAACUGAGGAUCCUCUAACAAACAUUAAAAAUUUAUACGAUCGUUUUAAAGAAAAAAUGUCCGGAAUGUAUAUUUUUAUGCAACCGUCGCUAUUUAUAAGAGAUCCGGAAAUAUUAAAACUCGUCAUGAUCAAAGAUGCAGAAUAUUUCAUAAAUAGAUUUAAUUGGAUUAAAAAUACGGAUCCUUUGUUAAGCAAAAGUCUUAACUUGUUGCAAGAUGAAGAAUGGAAAACUUUAAGAUCCGUCAUGACGACUGUUUUUACGGGUGCUAAAAUGAAAGACAUGUUUAAAUUCAUGGACAAAUGUGCUCGACAAUCAGUACAACAUCUGGAAAAACAAAUUCGUAAUCGAUCUGGAAAAGGUAAACCGGAAGGAAAUGACUCAAACGUUUUGGAAUUGGAAUUAAAAGAAUUUUUUUCUCGUUACGGCACUGAUGUUAUAGCGAGCACUGCUUUCGGAUUGGAAUUGAAUUCGUUCGAAGAUCCAAACAAUCAAUUUUUUAACAUCGGAACUGUUAUAAGAAAAAUAUUUACGUCAUUUCCUAUUUUUAAAAUGAUAUUCAUGUUAAAUUUUCCAAAACUUACAAAGGCUCUCAACAUAACAUUUUUCGGCGACGAAAUAAAUAAUUUUUUUUAUAAUAUCGUCGACGAAAACAUAAAAAACAGAGAAGAACAUAAUAUUGUUCGCAAGGACGUAAUACACAUACUAAUGGAAGCGAGAAAGAGUAAAAACGUAAACGGAAAUAAAGAUGAAGAAUACGGAAGGGGUAAAAUACCGAGUUUAACAAACGCUGGAAUAACGGCUCAAGCUGUUUUCUUUUUCUUUGGUGGUUUCGACAUAACAGCCACCGUUCUCGGUUUCAUGUGUUACGAAUUAGCAAUCAAUCCGGAUGUACAACAACAAUUACACGAAGAAAUCACGCAGAUAAUGACGGAAACCGGAAAUGAUGACAUAACAUACGACGAUAUCAUGUUUAAAAUGUCUUAUUUGGAUAUGGUGGUCAAGGAAACUUUAAGAAAAUGGCCGCCGGCUGUUAUGACCGAUAGGGAAGUAUCCAAGACGUACGUGAUGCCCAAAACGGAAAACACACCAGAAUUUACUCUGGUAAGAGGGGACAUCAUAUUCAUACCCAUAAUCGCAAUACAUCACGAUCCGAAAUAUUAUCCGGAACCUGAAAAAUUCGAUCCUGAAAGAUUUCGAGAUGAAAAAAAUACAAUAAAUCCUCUGACGUAUUUACCAUUCGGAGCCGGACUACGGCACUGCAUAGCUUUGAGAUAUGCAAUGAUGGAAGUUAAAAUCGGACUCGUUCGUCUGGUUAGUAAAUUUCAAGUGUUGCCAACGGAAAAAACAAAAAUCCCGAUCAAAUUGAAAAAGGACAGUGGAUUUUUAUUAAGUCCGGAAAAUGGUUUCCAAUUAAAAUUAAAACUUAGAGCGCCAUAA